AUGGCUAAAUAUUGUUUAAGUCAGUUCUAUUUUUAAAGACAAUCAAGAAAAAAAAUUUUAUUUCAGAAAAAACGAGCAAACGGGUCAGUUGCGCCAAGCGUUACAAGAUCGAGAAGAAAGUCCGCGAUCACAACAGAAAAGUGAAGAAGGAGGCGAAGAAGAAUGGUUCGAAUUGGUUCUCCAAUCUCAUAUGCAUUAAAUUUUGCAGGCACAGCUAACAAGAAAGAAAAGACUAUCAGCGUGCCGAAUUCUUGCCCUUUCAAAGAAGACAUUUUGAUCCAAGCAGAGCAAGAACGUGAAAAGAUCAAAGUGCGCCAGGAAGCUGCCAAGGAAGCUGCCAAAAUUCAUCGGAUCGAGAAGAGAAAGAUUAAUCUACCCGCCAACUUCGAGAGUAUGGUUUCCAAAGCUGCCAAACAGAGUUCCGAGUUCGACAAGAAGGCUGCAGCUGCUGCUGAGCAAGAGAAGUUCAAUACUCUUGAUGACAAAACGAUCAAGGCUUAUGCUAGUGAAGUCAGAAAGACGGUCGAGAUUGCUGACGUUAUCAUUCAAGUUCUUGAUGCGAGAGAUCCGCUUGGAAGUCGCAGCAAGUCUGUGGAAGAGCAGGUUCUCAAGGGAGGAAAGAGACUUGUGCUUUUGCUGAAUAAGAUCGACUUGGUGCCACGUGAGAACGUGCAGAAGUGGCUCGAGUAUCUUCGCGGACAGUUCCCGACCAUCGCUUUCAAGGCUUCGACUCAGGAACAGAAGUCGAAUAUCGUAAGUUCUGUCUUUCAUUCAUAUCUUAUUUUUCAUACUCCAGGGUCGUUUCAACAGCGCUAUCUUAAACAAUACUGAAACUUCAAAAUGUGUUGGAGCUGAUAUCGUCAUGAAAAUUCUCGCGAACUACUGCAGAAACAAAGAUAUCAAGACUAGCAUUCGCGUUGGUAUUGUUGGUAAGAUAAGCAAAGAAGGAUCAUCGUGGAAACAAUCAGCCUCUUUCAGGAUUCCCAAAUGUUGGUAAAAGCAGUGUGAUCAACAGUCUGAAGAGAAGAAAGGCUUGCAAUGUGGGCAAUCUUCCAGGAAUCACCAAGUAAGCAAAUCUCCUUGCUAGCGCUUCUAAGCUAACGAUUUCAGGGAAAUUCAGGAGGUCGAAUUGGACAAGAACAUCCGUCUCAUCGACUCGCCCGGAGUAGUUCUCGUCAGUCAAAAAGACUUAGACCCGGUUGAGGUGGCCCUCAAGAACGCUAUCCGCGUCGACAAUCUGCUCGACCCUAUCGCUCCAGUCCACGCUAUUCUCCGUCGUUGCAGCAAAGAAACUGUAAUUGGUCAACUCCGAUCGCUUGUUUCAUUCCAUUUGUUUAGAUCAUGAUGCACUACAAUUUGGCUGACUUCUCGUCCGUCGACCAAUUCCUUGCUCAACUUGCUCGUCGCAUUGGAAAACUUCGCCGCGGAGCUCGUCCGGAUCUAAAUGCUGCUGCGAAGAGAGUGCUGAACGACUGGAACACUGGAAAGCUGAGAUAUUACACUCAUCCACCAGAGCAAGGUUCAUCAAAGGACGAGAUUGUCGUACCAGCUGAAGUCGUCUCGCAAUUUAGCAAGGAAUUCGAUAUUGACGCGAUUGCUGAUGAGCAGAAUCAGAUUGUGGAGGGACUGCCGAUGGAGAGUGAUAUCAUUGUUCCACACAAUUCAGAUGAGGAGGAGGGAGACGAAGAUGAAGAGAUGGAGACUGAGAGUUAGUUGAAAAUACCAAAAUUGAAAAAAAGGUUUCUUUUUAGCCAAGCAGCAGACAGUUACCAGUGGCAGAAAAGUGAAAGGUCCGACGAUCGACGAGGACAAGCCGGUGCUCCCGGAAAGUCUCGCUCUCGAAGGAAAUGUUCAGUUGAACAAACUGAUCAAGACGGCCAUCAAGAAACAAAAGAAGAAGGCAAAGAAGACUGCCAACAGAGCUGACAAACUGUCUGACGCAAUCGGAAACAUGCUUGGAGACGCCAUGGAAAUGUAA
This is a messenger RNA of Caenorhabditis sp. 36 PRJEB53466, 1978 nucleotides long. NCBI's taxonomy places the organism in Eukaryota, Metazoa, Nematoda, Chromadorea, Rhabditida, Rhabditidae. The record is from the annotation of a GenBank genome assembly.